This is a messenger RNA of Carassius carassius (crucian carp), 1117 nucleotides long. Its product is annotated as DNA-directed RNA polymerase II subunit RPB7. NCBI's taxonomy places the organism in Eukaryota, Metazoa, Chordata, Actinopteri, Cypriniformes, Cyprinidae. Gene Ontology annotation, molecular function: single-stranded DNA binding; single-stranded RNA binding; translation initiation factor binding. The coding region runs from base 147 to 665 and encodes 172 amino acids. The record is from RefSeq and is a predicted model, not a curated record. Gene Ontology annotation, biological process: positive regulation of translational initiation; DNA-templated transcription; transcription initiation at RNA polymerase II promoter. Gene Ontology annotation, cellular component: RNA polymerase II, core complex; P-body. The transcript is spliced from 8 exons.
UACUUUUAAUUUGAAAGGUCAACCGGAAACACUCUUGUGGCUGGAUUCAUGCUUUUGAGUCUCGGCGCCUGAACACUCAGAAAUUAAUACCCGCCGCUUUUUAAAAUUAAAAUCGAGAUAUCUGGAAGAUAAAAAACUGUUAAGAGAUGUUUUAUCACAUCUCUUUGGAGCAUGAGAUUCUCCUGCAUCCACGAUACUUUGGACCGAAUCUUUUGAACACAGUCAAGCAGAAGCUGUUCACUGAGGUGGAGGGAACAUGUACGGGGAAGUAUGGCUUUGUUAUCGCAGUAACCACAAUCGAUAAUAUCGGAGCAGGUGUUAUACAGCCUGGCAGAGGUUUUGUGCUGUAUCCUGUCAAAUACAAAGCCAUCGUGUUCCGUCCCUUUAAGGGAGAAGUUGUGGAUGCUGUCGUCACACAGGUUAACAAAGUUGGACUCUUUACAGAAAUUGGCCCCAUGUCUUGUUUCAUUUCUCGUCAUUCUAUUCCCUCUGAGAUGGAGUUUGACCCAAACUCAAAUCCUCCGUGUUAUAAGACAGUCGAUGAGGACAUUGUGAUCCAACAAGAUGAUGAAAUUCGACUGAAGAUUGUGGGAACUCGAGUGGACAAGAAUGAUAUUUUUGCCAUCGGAUCUCUCAUGGAUGACUACCUGGGUCUUGUGAGCUGAUUCUUCUGCCAAGAAUAUAAGAAAUAUGAAACUUGAUGCUGUGGGGAUCCUAAAUAGUUUAUGUAUAUACUGUAAUUAUUUUCCCAUUGAUUUGAAGUUGUGUUUUUGUCUCCCCCCUUUUUAUUGUUAUUUUUAUCCCCAUAUGUUAGUAUAUCCAUAGUUUUCCCAUAGCAAAAGUUCAGUUGUGGAGAACCAUCAAGUUAAAUGGGAAGAGCAUGUAGCUCUAUGUGAUGGAAAGGCUUUGAAUUGUUUCAUUUAAAUCUCAUCAGCCAGGAUCUUCAGAUAUUGAAAAAUCCUGUGAGCAAAAGCAAUUCUCAAGCAUGUUAUGUAAAGUCAAAGGUAUCAUUCAUUACAUUUUAUCAUCUCUUUAUUAUGCAAGGUCAUUUUAGAACAUAUUUUUCUAAAUGCCAGGCUGUCUGUCCUUGAAUAUAUUUCUCUUUUGUAAUACAGCA